Molecule: messenger RNA, 910 nt
Organism: Effrenium voratum
Lineage: Eukaryota; Dinophyceae; Suessiales; Symbiodiniaceae
Source: the annotation of a GenBank genome assembly
GCCAAACCUCGGCAUCGGCUGGAUACCACCUCUGUGGAAGCAGUACAUCCAACCAAACGUUCCUCAAUGGCUAGGCAACUAUUCCUUCUUUUUGGUCUUCUUCCUGCUUUUCCCUUGGCUCAUGGGGCCGAUGGAGGGCGAUGACCACAAGGACGUUGAGGUCCCAAAGUCCUGGAGGAAAGUGCUGCAAUUUCUGCCGGAGACCGUGCGGGUGCCGCAGAGUGUCAAGGCGGAAAGGUGCCGCUUCCUGGAGAGCGCGAACUGCGCCUCGGUGUGUGUGAACACCUGCAAGGUUCCAUCGCAGGGAUGGCUGACCGCCGACUUCGGAAUGCCGCUGCACAUCCAGCCAAAUUAUGACGACUUCAGCUGCCGGUGGCGCUUCGGCGUGGAGGCGCCGCCUCUGGAGGAGGACGAGGCAGUGAUGGUCCCGUGCUUCACAAACUGCCCAUCGCAGUUCAAGGGCACCAAGGAUGCUUUGAGUAUGCGACAGAAGCUGCGGGCAGAGAAGGAAGCUGUGCUGGGCUCAGAGUCCCAUCUGGUCGUGUGCCUCUCCGUCAUCGUCUUCGCCAUCACUGCGUGCAGCUACUAUUUCUGGGGGCUGCUGCCAGCCUGGGAGGCGGAUGCCAAGCUCGGCUGGACGAAGACCACCACGCUGACGGUGAACUGGAGCUGCACGCUCUGCGAGGCACUGGGGCUCUGCCUCGCGGGGCCGGCGGCAGACUACCUGGAGCCGGGGCAUUUGAUGGCGGUCGAGGGCCUCCUGGCGUUGACCGGCGUCUUCGUGGCCGCACUGCUGCCUUCGGCCGCGGAGCUAGUGCUGAUUCUGCUCUUCGUGAACUUCGUGAAGGGAAAUCCAAAAGGAUACAUGCCCUUGGCCAUGUUUGGAGUUCUCUUGUCACCCAGCCCAUGA